Messenger RNA from Diospyros lotus (date-plum), 654 nucleotides. Its product is annotated as protein FAR1-RELATED SEQUENCE 1-like. NCBI's taxonomy places the organism in Eukaryota, Viridiplantae, Streptophyta, Magnoliopsida, Ericales, Ebenaceae. Gene Ontology annotation, molecular function: zinc ion binding. The transcript has a single exon. The coding region runs from base 1 to 654 and encodes 217 amino acids. The record is from RefSeq and is a predicted model, not a curated record. Gene Ontology annotation, biological process: regulation of DNA-templated transcription.
AUGGUACCAUACGCAACUAGGUACUAUAUUGAGAAACAAUUCCAAGAAGUUUACACAAUUUCAAAAUUCAAAGAAUUUCAAGCAGAGCUAACUGGAAAAGUGUAUUGCAAUAUUACCUCUAUUGAGGUUGGCUAUCCUGAAUCUAGGUACGAAGUCCAAGAAGAUAUCAAACUCAACGAAAGAAAGAAGAAAAAGAGGUUUACGGUUAUGUUUGAGGGAGAGAAGUAUCACAUUGUUUGCAGCUGUCACUUGUUCGAGUUUCGAGGGAUACUUUGUAGACAUGCUCUUUCAGUAUUGAUUCGAAACGAUGUGAAAUUUAUUCCCGACAGUUAUAUCUUGAGGAGAUGGAGGAGAGAUGUUUGUAGAGCAUACACAAGGGUUAAGAUCAAUUACAAUGGUUGGGUUAGCACUCCUGAGCAGGUAAGAUACGAUCAAUUGCAAAGUUUAUCUGCUAAGGUGGCAAAUUUGGUAGUAGAUGAUGAAGAACGCACCCGCAAGUUCAUGGAGUUGCUCGAAAAUCAACUGAACAAUCUAACCAUAUCGAUACCGAGAACAAAUUGUGGCAGUAAUCUCCUUUCCCAAGGCAGUGUUCAAAUCUCCUCUGAUUGUGGUAAAGCUGCAAGGACAUCAUUUGGUCUUAUUUUGGAUCCGUAA